Molecule: messenger RNA, 1341 nt
Organism: Cadophora gregata
Lineage: Eukaryota; Fungi; Ascomycota; Leotiomycetes; Helotiales; Ploettnerulaceae
Exons: 1
Coding region: 1-1341 (446 amino acids)
Molecular function (GO): protein binding
Source: RefSeq, a predicted model, not a curated record
AUGAUGGAGGUAGCAGCAACGACGGCAGCCGCCGUCCGCGGCAUGUUCAAAUCAACACACCCUGUCAAAGCAAAAUGGGAGCGCAUAAACAGCACCCCACUACCCCGCUCAUCCCACAGUCUCUCUGUGAUCGCAGGCCGAGCAUACAUUUUUGGUGGAGAAGUCAAUCCUCGAGAACCAGUCGACAAUGAUAUGCACAUUAUCACGCUUCCCUACGAUGCUUUUUCGUCUGCCGACUACCGAACAAUUCCCGCGAAGCCAGAAACUGCGGGAGGCGAGGUGCCAGAGAAGAGAGUUGGACAUACGGCUGCGGUCAUUGGAGAGAGGAUAUUUGUUUGGGGCGGAAGAGGAGGGAAGGACAUGAAACCGUUGGAGGAGAGGGGGAGAGUUUGGGUGUAUGACACGAGGACGGAUACUUGGUCGUUCUUGGACCCUGUGCCUGGUACUCCAUAUCCAGAAGCACGAUCAUACCACACGAGUCUUGCAAUUGAGAAGCCUGAGCCCGGAAAUAUGAAGAGUGUAAAGAUUGACAAUGCUACUGAGCUUCCAAAGGCGGGAACAAUUGCAGAAUCCGCACAGACAGAUGAGGAGAAGGGUGGAUUUGGAACGCUGUUUAUUCAUGCUGGAUGCCCGGCGAGCGGUAGGACGAAUGACCUCUGGGGAUUUGAUGUCAGAAGUCGCACUUGGAAGGAGUUUCCUGCUGCACCUGGAAACCCGAGAGGAGGUACAUCGAUUGCCGUGUCGAAAAAUAGAAUCUAUCGAUAUGGAGGUUUCAACGGCACAGGUGAAGAGGGUGGCAAAGUUGACAUUCUGGAGCUGGGUCUGGAUACAUUCAGUAGUAUUGGUGCUUCUGAAGAUACUGCGGUCAUUCCCAAAGGACAAUGGGAGACUUUGAACUUCGAGGAAGAAAGUAUGAACUUCCCUGGCAAUAGAAGUGUAGCUGGCCUGCAAGCAAUCACGACAGGAAUGGGAAGGGAAUACCUAGUGUUGCUACUUGGCGAGAGAGAUCCAAGUAAUGAUGGACACAAUGCCGCAGGAAAGUUUUGGGGUGAUGUUUGGACGUUUCAAUGCCCACCACGAGGAAUGACCGGUGCAAGUUUCAAAGAUGCUACAUGGCAGGCACUUGGAAAGGAGACUGGAGAAGGACAGUGGAGUGUAAUGCAAGUUGCGGAUGCCGAAGGUGCUGAAGGAGAAGAUGUUCACAAUCUGGUGCCUUCUCAGAGAGGAUGGUUUGCAUCAUCAACACUUGGAGAUCUGGAUGCCAGCAGCGUUGUACUAUGGGGUGGAUUGAACGGGAACAAUGAACGGGAAAGUGACGGAUGGAUAUUGAGGGUUGAAUAA